CCUUUUCGUGCUCAUCACCAAGAUCAAUACACGGCAUGCGCGUCCACUAAACCGCUGCCGUGCGCGUCGCCGUCACUUGCUGCGGAAUUCAGGAGGCUGUGGUCGGACUCCGAAAAGACUCCUACCUACAAAAUAAUGAACAACAAAUUUGACGCUCUGAAAGAUGAUGACAGCGGAGACCACGACCAGGACCAAGGCUCACCGAAAGACGGUGAGAAGGAAAAAAACGAAGAUGAAGAGAAGGAGCAGAACACUUCCAAGAAAAAAAUGGUGGUGCCAGGAGCAGGAGAACACCCUCUCCAGUACAAUUACACCUUUUGGUACUCGAGACGCACCCCAGGGAGACCAGCCAGCACUCAGAGCUACGAACAGAACAUCAAACAAAUUGGCAGCUUUGCUUCGGUGGAGCAAUUCUGGCGUUUCUAUAGUCACAUGAUCCGACCUGGCGAUUUGACAGGUCAUAGUGACUUCCACCUCUUCAAAGAAGGCAUUAAACCCAUGUGGGAGGAUGAUGCCAAUAAGAUGGGUGGGAAGUGGAUCAUUCGUCUAAGGAAAGGCCUGGCGUCUCGAUGCUGGGAGAACCUGAUCCUGGCUAUGCUGGGAGAACAGUUCAUGGUAGGAGAGGAGAUCUGUGGGGCUGUGGUGUCAGUACGUUUCCAGGAGGACAUCAUCUCCAUCUGGAACAAAACGGCCAGUGACCAGGCGACCACCGCCCGCAUCAGAGACACCCUGCGCAGAGUCCUCAACCUGCCCCCCAACACCAUCAUGGAGUACAAGACACACACAGACAGCAUUAAGUAUAGCAUGGGAAGACUUCCAUGGUCUGGUGAAUGCUAGCGGAGGACGUUAGCCCCCCCCUCACAGAGAUGCUCAGCGAAGAGUGUGUGCAUACGGGAUGUGUUGGGGGAAGCCGAGUCCAGAGAAGGGCAGCUCUGCGUGGAUUGGCACUGCGUAAUGCGAAGACAGAGCAAAAGUCGGGGACCGAGGCCAGGAGACCGUUGGGUCUUUGUGUCAAAAUGGAAAUGAACAGAAAAGUCUUUCAACAGAACACUGAAACAGGUCUAUGAAAGAGGUGAUUUUAAUCAACUGGAAGAGGAAAUUACAGUUUUGGGUUUUUUUAGUAAUGCAAGUUGUAACAUCUUUUAACCAGUGAGUGACUGGUGUGGGCUGUUCUGGUCAUGAACGCUCGACAAAGUGUGCUUUAAAUACAACAGAAUCAGUUGUACUCUAUAUGAUUUUAUUGCUUAACGUGACAUUUCACCUGCUGUUAAAAUAGGUGUGCUAAUCAGUUUUAUUGGGACUCAAACAGGGUUAUUAUAACACAGUGCUGUAUUUUAACUACAAUUCCUCUGGUCAUUUUGAACUAGAACAAAUAUUAAUGUUGUUUAAAUGCAAUCCACAUCAAAGAUCACUUAAUAGGAUAAAAAAAAAUUAAGUUGUAUCCCAAAGGAUGAGGAUCCUGUAUUGGGCAGGUUUCUAUAACCGGCAUCUUUAGAAUGAACUGCCAAGCUGCCUAAAUCACUGUGCCUGGCCUCAAGUUCGACCUGAACCGGGUUUCCCUUCCCUGCCUUUUCCUUUUUUUACCCCACCUUUAAAGAAUCCAAGGGAAGGGCUCUGCUUUAAUGUCAAAGGUGUAUAGGAGUCCUGAAACACUGAUAUUCACUCCUUUUCCAUUUUGUAGUCCACGAAAGAAAACGGGGCCCAGGGUCUGUUACAGUUUUUAUCCUGGGGAGCUUUUUUUGUUUUGUUUUGUUUUUUUAAAUAUGUUAAGAAAGAGCCUACAGUUUGUUGAAAAACUGUAAUGCUGCCCUUAUUUGUUAGUGUGACAAUGGAUGCAGGUGUGUGUGAGUGUGUGGAAAGCGAGGAAACACUGUUGGAUGUACACCUGAUGGAUUAUAGCAAUAAAUGGUAAAUAUGCAUCUGCUGCUAAAGAUGGUUUAGUGCCAUUUUUCUUUCAUAAACGCUGGAACUGAAGCUGUGGAGUUUGCAAGAAGCCGAGAUUCCUCUUUAUCCGCUCUUCUUUCUUCCCGGACCGGGAAGCUUUGGUGCCCGUUGGUCUGUAAAUCAUGUGAUGAUGCUGGUCAGCUCAUUUCAAAGAACAUAUGAUUCUGCAGAGAAAUCAUUCAGACAGGUUAGAAACGAUGUUAGUUUUUCUUUCUAUUAAAAUGUCUUCUUCA
Messenger RNA from Oreochromis niloticus (Nile tilapia), 2177 nucleotides. It is a transcript of the gene eif4e2, whose product is annotated as eukaryotic translation initiation factor 4E family member 2. Gene Ontology annotation, biological process: translational initiation. Lineage: Eukaryota; Metazoa; Chordata; Actinopteri; Cichliformes; Cichlidae. Gene Ontology annotation, molecular function: RNA 7-methylguanosine cap binding; translation initiation factor activity. The record is from RefSeq and is a predicted model, not a curated record. Gene Ontology annotation, cellular component: eukaryotic translation initiation factor 4F complex; cytoplasm. The coding region runs from base 136 to 837 and encodes 233 amino acids. The transcript is spliced from 8 exons.